CUUGUACGGUACUCAUGACAAAGUACUCGUUCUCUUGUGAACGUUCUCCUGCAAGAAUUAAAAAAAUAUUUUAGAGGUACAUACAGGAAAAGAAUCAAUUUUCUAUUGUUUGGGAAUCUUCUGCAUUUCUUAAAUGCCUAGAUUGACAGCAAAAAAUCCCUAGAGAACACGUGUACAUGUACCCAUUGAAAUUUGUUUCUACUCAUGGAAAGUACUUGUAUUCGUACUUGUACUCGAGUACUUUGGUUCUCGUACUCAUGGGAAAAAAUUGCCUUGUACUCGUACUCAUGAUAAAAUACUAGUACUCAUACUCACACUCAUGGCAAGGUACUCAAAUUCAUACUCGUACUCACGGAAAUGUACUCGAUAACACUGUGUCACAGGUAACAUGGUAUGUAUGAGGAUGUUUCGCCAAAUAAAUCUGCUUUUAAAAACCUUUCAAGUUUUGCAAAACCACUUUUGCCCAUAGAGUUCGCACCCACACUUCAAAUUCCUUUGAAGUAAUCUUCCGUGGAGUAUGAAUUAUAAUGUGACCCACUAUACCCGAUGUUUGAUCUGUUUACAGCUUCUGAAUUUGAUGUGCCUGAUCAUGGCGGCUGUGUGCGUCAUUUGGAGUGGGUAUCCCAUCUUCGUCUGCGUGAUGGCCAUGAUCUGCACAAUAUUCUUCUGCGUUCUGUUCUUGAUGCACCUGGACAAGCGAAUUACUGUCAUCAAUUGGCCAUUUACUGAGCUGUUGAAUAACAUAACAUGGACCAUACUGCAUUUCAUUUCGGCCUGCGUACUGGCCAAGGGAGCUUCUGAUUGGGCAUGGAUUUUGCGAGGUUUCUAUCAUUCUUACUACGGAUGCUCAGCUUUUGCGGCUGUGCUUGGAUUCAUUCUGACCAUCCUCUACGGUGUCAGCACCCUGUUCAGCUUCCGCCAAUUCCAAGCCCAAGGUGGCCUGAACCGCCUGAGAGGACACGGUGGUGGGCAGCAGGGUGCGACCGCCGCUACCAUCACCACUACCACCACCACUGCUACUGCCCAACAGGAUCCGCCUGCAUAUGCCGAGAAGGGAGGAAUGUCUUAAGAAGGAGAUUAGGGUCAUUCCACCGGGUUGGGGAACAAAGUGUGACAAAUGACCAUUUUAAGAAAAGCAUGAAUGCCUUGCUAGCAGUUGCUCUACAUAAUAUUUGUUGUUGGGUGUUUCAC
Patiria miniata (bat star) is the source of this 1191-nucleotide messenger RNA. RefSeq lists its product as uncharacterized. The transcript has 3 exons. Bases 518 to 1069 code for a protein of 183 amino acids. Gene Ontology annotation, cellular component: membrane. The record is from RefSeq and is a predicted model, not a curated record. Lineage: Eukaryota; Metazoa; Echinodermata; Asteroidea; Valvatida; Asterinidae.